Molecule: messenger RNA, 5637 nt
Organism: Girardinichthys multiradiatus
Lineage: Eukaryota; Metazoa; Chordata; Actinopteri; Cyprinodontiformes; Goodeidae
Gene: scaf8
Product: SR-related CTD-associated factor 8
Exons: 20
Coding region: 128-4258 (1376 amino acids)
Cellular component (GO): nucleus
Molecular function (GO): RNA binding
Source: RefSeq, a predicted model, not a curated record
UUGAGGUUAUGCGCCAUAUUGCCAGUCUCCUCCAUCUCACCAAACACCGAGCAUGCACUUCUUACACCGGUUAUAGAGGAGAUAUCUUUCAAUAUUUACAGUGACCUGCGAGCUGAAACGCAACAUCAUGGAGGCCGUCAAAGCCUUUAACAACGAGCUGUACACAUUGACUGAGUACAAGCCACCCAUCUCUAAAGCCAAGAUGACUCAGAUCACCAAGUCUGGAAUCAAGGCUAUAAAAUUCUACAAGCAUGUUGUCCAGAGUGUAGAGAAGUUCAUUCAGAAGUGCAAGGCAGAAUACAAAGUCCCUGGGCUGUAUGUCAUCGACUCCAUUGUCAGACAAUCACGCCACCAGUUUGGGACAGAGAAGGAUGUUUUUGCUCCACGCUUCAGCAAGAACAUCAUUACAACGUUCCAGCACCUCUAUCGCUGCCCUCCAGAUGACAAGAGUAAGAUAGUGCGAGUCCUGAAUCUGUGGCAGAAGAAUGCCGUCUUCAAGAGUGACAUCAUCCAACCUCUGUUGGACAUGGCUGCAGGGAUUCCUCCUCCCAGUGCUACUCCUGUCCUGCCCAGCAGUGCUGCACAGAUCAAUAACACUACACCUGGCACCCCAGCUACACCCGCCACUCCAGCAAAUAUAGUCCAGAGUCUGCCUGACUGGGCGUCACAGAUCACAAACACAGAUACUGUGGCUGCUGUUGCACAAAUCCUACAGAGUCCCCAGGGACAACAGCUUCAGCAACUGGUCCAGAGUCUGCAGAUGCAGCAGCAGAAGCCCCAGCCAUCCCUGCUGCAGGCCUUGGAUGCUGGCCUGGUUGUACAAUUACAAGCUCUGACUGCUCAGCUCACUGCUGCUGCUACUGCCAACAGCCUGAACCCCCUGGAGCAAAGAGUCUCAUCCUUUAAUAAGAAACUAUUGGGUCCUUUUGACUUUGGGAAUGAUUCAGAACGCAGUGAUGAAUCUAAAAAGGACUCAUCAUCUUCUCAGCUGCCCAUGGUGUCUGAGCCUAUUAACAGCUCACUCUUUCAUCAACUGGCUGAGCAACUCCAACAGCAAAACCUGGAGCAGUUUCAGAAGCAGCUGCUAGAGCACCAGCAGAAGGCCAUGAACAUAGAAGGGCAGGAGUCGAUCUUUGGGCAGGAAAACUCUGUGGCAACUGCUCAGACCAGCGCUCAGCCACAGCUUCCUGAGCCAGAGAGUAAGAUGGAUGACUCCAUAGACAACCAACAGCAGGAUAUGGAUCUGGAUGAGGGCCCUGAAGGAAUGGAGGAGGAGAUCUUUGAAGCAGACGAGAAGAAGACCUUAAGCACACGUUCCCAGACACGUUCUAGGUCACGCUCUAGAUCUCCCAAACGUAGAAGGUCCAGGUCCCGCUCCGGCUCACGGAAACGUAAACAUCGCAAGCGAUCUCGCUCUCGCUCCAGAGAUCGGAAGAGGAAGUCGUCGCGGUCUUACUCCAGUGAAAGACGGGCCCGGGAACGCGAGAAGGAGCGGCAGAAGAAAGGAUUACCACCUAUACGAUCCAAGACUCUUAGUGUGUGCAGCACAACACUGUGGGUGGGCCAGGUGGACAAAAAGGCCACCCAGCAAGACCUUACCAAUCUGUUCGAAGAGUUUGGCCAGAUUGAGUCCAUCAAUAUGAUCCCUCCUAGAGGCUGCGCCUACAUCUGUAUGGUUCACAGACAGGACGCAUACCGCGCUCUUCAGAAACUCAGCACUGGCUCCUUUAAGAUCGGCUCCAAGAUCAUCAAGAUUGCAUGGGCUCUGAACAAAGGUGUAAAGCAAGAGUACAAGCAGUUUUGGGAUGCAGACCUGGGUGUCACCUACAUACCAUGGGAAAAGGUCAAGAUGGAUGACCUGGAUGUCUUUGCUGAAGGAGGAAUCAUUGAUCAAGAAACUGUCAAUGAUGAGUGGGAGACAACUAAGACUUCUGAACCACCCAAGGAAGUUCCAAGUCAGGCAGUUAGUUCUGAGGCCACAGUUGUAUCUAAUGCCCAAACCGAGACGUACAACCAGCAGGUUACCAUGAUGCCUGUACAGCUGCCUGUGGCCCAGGCAGUUUCUGGUGCCAUGGGUUUGGUGCCCCCUACGUUUCCUGUGACGAUGGGCAUACCUCCACCAGGCUACGGACCACCUCCACCAUUUUUAAGACCUGGUUUCAAUGCGUCUCAGCCUCCACCAGGGUUUAUGCAGGCACCACAUACAGCAGGAAUAGCCUCCGCAACUACAUCUCUAGUGCAGCCUUCAGUGGCUUCCAGCCAAGAUGCUGUGAUGCCUCCAACUAGCUCCAUCCCUGGCAGCUUCCUGCCUUCGGCAAUCCCAGGAGCUGGUGUGUUUACUCCUGUGGGAGUCCAAAAUCAGACCAACAGUGAGAAAAUUCCACCGUCUGGAGAGGGCAUGGAUGCUGCAGCAGAGCUCACACUACAAGGCAUGCAGAAUGCAGUCCGCAGUGGAAUGGGUCUCCUUGGAAUGCAUCCCUCAGCUUCACUACCCCAUCCACUGCAUCAGACGGGUUUGAGUGCACCAAGAAUGCCCGGCCUGUUGCCCAUAGAUGUUCGAACCAACCUUCUUCAACCUGGGGCUGCCCGUUUCCCGCUUCUCAUGCAGCAGGGACCUCCUCAACAAGCAGCUGGCCUCCUUGACAAUUCCCUUCAUCCCCGUCCCAGGGCUCCCUUCCCUCAGAUGGACCCAUUCAACAGAGCCCCUAACCUCCCCAACGAAAAUGUCUCCAAAACAGAAGAUGAGUCCUCCUCUGGUGCUGAUGAGGGCAAAGAUCAAGACUACCGCUUCCCUCCUAUGGAAAAGCCAAGCACAGGGCUUCUGCCGACCCCUCCACCAGAGCAUAGGGAACCUGUUGGAGGUGGUGGAGGGGUUCCAGGAGGAGGGAGACCUCCACUGCUUCAGACACCUGGAACUCAAGCACCAAGAUCCAGCUUAGCGGGGCGUUUGCAGGCUUUGGCAGGAUUCACUCCUGAUAACCGCUGGAACCAAAGUAAAGGGGACUUUGAUGAGCGAGAUGGCAUACGAGCAGGACCACAGCCCCCAGGUGGUCCAAAAGGCUUUCAGGAUGAGCGGCCCCCUCCCGGGCAGAACUUCCCGAACCGCUUUGAUAACCGACAAGGAGUUACAGGGGGACCGACAGGUGUAAAUGCUGGACCUGUUGGGGGCCCGCAACCUUGGAACCGCGGGGGUGGACCCACACCUCCUUUCAGUAGUGAACAUCAUAAAGAUCUAGAUGACCGAAGACGUCCAUGGGAGAGACAAAGAGACAGAGAUGAACGAGAUUUUGACUUCAGGAGAGACGUGAACGGUAACCGGCACAACCGCGAGAGAGAGCGGGAACGAGGCAGAGAGCGCCCCAGGGAGUCUGAACGUGACAGAGACCAUGACAAGGAGAAAGAGCGUGGUGGCUGGACGCCUCUUCUCCCACUACCUACACCACUUCUUCCUACUCCUCCUCUUAAUCCCAACAUGGCACUUAAUCAAGGAAAACUUCUUGCUCCACUUAAAUUAAACCCCCAGGUUCCAUCACUUUUCCAGUCAUCCCUUUUGCAUCAAGGUCAGGCCAAACUCCCUCUCCUGAGUCAGCCACCCCCUCAGGUUCAGAUAAGGCCUCCUCCUGCAUCACAGAACCCACCACCUGUUUCUGGGAACCGGAGGGAAACCCAAGGUCCUGCUGAAAUACCUCAGGCAAAGUCCCCCUCUGCUGGCUCCCCCCACCAGUCAUCUGACAGCAAGACUCCAAGAACGUUAUCCGAACCCCCCACUCAGUCUGAAGUGUCACAGCCUGAGGGCCCCCCACAAGUGCAAUCGCCACCUCAGCCCAUUGCCCAGGUACCCACAGAGAGCAUUGAUUCCCCAGACACUAAGAGGCCACACCAUGACUCACCUUUGGGCUUCUCACAAGCUGACAACCCCCAAAAAGAUUGGCCUCACUCUACAGAGAAGCAGGAAGAGCCACAGAAGCAAGAAAUGGGGGGACCAGAGAGGUCCCCCACAACUGAACCCCAGUGGGUUAAUGGACCUGGUCAGGACAGUGUCGAUAUGGCUGAGCCCACACCCGAGGCCUCCCCUGAGCCCGAGUCCACCCCAGGUCCAGGCCCUGCCUCUGAUUCUUCGCAGCCUCAAAGUGAAACGCAGCCACGGCAGGAGCAACUGUCGUCUCCUAAGGACCUAAACAAUGAACAGAAUGAGCCCCAGGAGGACGCUCCAAGUCAGCCAGUGGUAGACACUGUCACAGACACUGAGGGGACAUAAUCAUCACUCAGUAGGUAAAAGAUCAUUUUGUAAAGUUGUCUCUUCUUCUCUGUACUCAUGUCAGCAAACUACCACCACAGCACCGGACAUGACGAAUAUUGACUCACACCAGUUGUUGUCUGAUAAUCAACAACAAAAGAUUUUUUCUCUGACAAAUACCAGUGUACUUGUAUAGACGGCUUAUCAGGUGAUUUAUGGAUAGAUUUAUUUUGUAUUUUAUUUCCUUUUUUUCAGUUGUAAAGCCACGCCAACCUUUUUAAUUAAUAUAAGCUUGGUAAGUUUUAUUCAAUUGCCUGCCAAAAUGUUUCAAUUGUAUAUUGGGAAAUUUAGCUUUGACCUUCCUAUAGAAGACAGUGGGAAAUCCAGGUCGUUCAACAAUGAAUUGACUGCAGAAUAAGAGAUACAUGAAAACAGCAGCUGCUCGCCCAAUCUGUCUCCUCUGUUAAACGGAUGCUGCAAAAUUUUAAAACAAAUGCUUUUAUGGUGUUUGAUGAAGAUUUCUGCGUCUAAGCAGGACUAAUUGCCUACAUAAAAUCAAAGCGUAAAAAGCUGCUUUUAUUUGAGGGGGGGAGGGCAAUUUUUACUUUGAAUUAAAAAAAACAAAAAGUCUAACUGUUUGACCUCCUAAAUUUGAGAACAGUCUGUAAUUUGUUUCUAAUAAUUCAACGACAGCAGAAAAAUCACAUCCUAAUGGGGAGAAAAAGAAAAUAAACAGAGCGAUGUUCUGAUGUUGGGGUGCAUAUUGUUUUAGUUUGAAAUAAACCUGCUCUUUCUGUUCAAAACACUUGCUUUAGGACUGUUUUCUGAUCCAGGACCAGUGGAAAAAUAAGACUGCUUUGCUUUUCAGACUCGUACACACUGUGUGCUGUGACUUCAGUCGAUUUGAUGAUCUCAAGUUGCUGCUAUACCAUCCAUCCACAGAGCACUUUGUUGGAUGCAACCGUGGGACUUUUAGAUUUGAGCUUCUGAUGAUUUCAGCCUGUAUGUUUGCCUAAGCUUUCGCUGGGUGACUGUUGAUUAUGGCUCUGUGCCUUUUCUGAAUGGAUUUGUAGUUUACGAUGCUACCCAACACCUCUGUGUGAUGUACACCAGACUGUGCGUGCAACUCUGUUUCAGAGGGCUUUCUGAAAAGAACGGCACCCGCACAGAACUGACUUAUCUGCCGAUUGAAUGGUAGCUGCACAGUUUGUACAGCACUCACCUGUGCAUGCAGGCCUCCUGUAGCCAUGUUUUUAACCCCUCUUGUCUCUCUUCAUUUCAUACUUGUAGUGGUUUUCUGUUGACACAUGCUACCAGAAGUCUAUAGUCUGCUGUUCCUCUCAGACCAAAUGUCUACUACAGGAGUUGUGAUGUUGAAUAAAAAUUGAAGGUGCAUCAGA